CUACACAAAAUGGCAAAAACGAGAAAGUCUGAGAAGUCGACGGUUACCAAGUCGGGAAGUAGCACUAAUCCAGAAAGAAUGAAAACUCACGCGAGACAGAGAGACAAGGCGACUAUUAGACGGUUGAAGAUGUAUAAAUCAGGAAAACCUGUUAGGAAUGCAAAAGGCCGCAUUGUGAAGCCUGCCGAGUACCAAGGAAAGAUUGCAUCAGGAACAGUAGCAAGAGUGGAUCCCAAUCGUCGCUGGUUUGGAAACACGAGGAUCGUUGGUCAAUCGGCUCUUCAAAAGUUUCAGGAUGAAAUGGGUAAAGUGAUGAAGGACCCUUAUAAGGUUGUCAUGCGACCGUCGAAACUGCCCGUGUCUUUAUUGCAAGAGAAAGCAAAGCAUGCGCGAGUGCAUCUCCUUGACACGGAACCGUUUGAGAACACGUUUGGCAAGAAGGCGCAAAGAAAGCGGCCGAGACUGACGGCUGGUGAUCUUCAGGAUUAUUUGGAUACAGUGGAGGCAUCAGGAGUUAAUUAUGACAAAGAGAAAGACAAAAAUCUCAUUGAUGACACAAAGGAAGACGUGAGGGAAGAGGCCAAGCAUCCAGUGUUUAGUAAGGGGCAAUCAAAACGGAUAUGGAAUGAGCUUUACAAGGUUAUUGACUCAUCAGAUGUUGUUGUGCAAGUGCUCGAUGCUCGAGACCCGCUUGGCACACGAUCAAAACAUAUUGAGACAUACAUGACGAAGGAGAAGCAACAUAAACAUCUCAUAUUCUUACUAAACAAAUGUGAUCUUAUUCCAACUUGGGUGACGACUCGGUGGAUUCAAAUUUUGUCUGCUGAAUUUCCAACUCUUGCAUUUCAUGCAAGUUUGACCAACUCAUUUGGCAAAGGAGCUCUUAUUCAAUUGCUGAGACAAUUUGGGAAGUUGCAUAAAGACAAGAAGCAGAUCAGUAUUGGAUUUAUUGGAUAUCCCAAUGUCGGCAAAAGCUCCAUUAUCAACACUCUUAGAAGCAAAAAGGUUUGCAGUGUGGCCCCCAUUGCAGGAGAAACAAAAGUGUGGCAAUAUAUUACCUUGAUGAGACGUAUCUAUCUCAUUGAUUGUCCAGGAGUUGUCUACCCAUCAAAUGAUUCAGAAACUGACAUUGUUCUCAAGGGUGUGGUGAGGGUGGAGAAUGUAAAGUCGCCAAGCGAUUUUAUUCCUGCCGUUUUGGAGAGAGUGAAACGCGAUUAUGUUCAAGCGACAUACAAGAUUGAUAGUUGGGAUGAUGCGACUGACUUUAUGGAGAAACUGGCAAAGAGAUCAGGAAGAUUAUUGAAGGGAGGUGAACCGGAUGUUGAUACUGUUGCUAAAAUGGUGUUAAAUGAUUGGCAAAGAGGCAAGAUACCUUUCUUUGUAAAGCCUCCAAGCAGUGAAGAGCAAGAGACAGCUGCAGGGGAACCUCCCAAGCCGAUAGCAUUUGUUUCAGCUGAAGAGACCGAAAAGAGGGACGAGACUCAGAGUGAUGACACGAUUGAGCAAUUGAGUCACGACAUGGAGUCAGAGACACACAUGGAGACAACAGCAAGCGAUGAGCAAAGUGACAAACCUGCUACUCACGACGACACACAUCAACAUUCUGCUGUUGUUACUGAUGAUGAGCCUAAACAAAAUACAGAAACUCAUCGAGACGAUCAUCCAGCUGCUGCCAAACAGUCAAAUACGCCUGCUGUCAGACAGGAUUUAAGUCAGUUAUCAGUUGCUCCUUCGUUUCACAGUAGUGAUCUAGAGCCUCCGGGCGGACUAUUUGACGAUGCUAUCUGGAAAUCUGUGGAAGUCACAGAACUGCCCGAUUUGUCAGAAGACGAAUCCGAGACAGACGAGUCUGAGACAGACGACAGUGCAAAUUCGAUCGGUAAGAGUGAGGACGAUUGUGAAGCCAAUGAGAACGAGAAUCACGACAACAAUGAACAGACAGUCAAGUCCAAUGACAUCAAUGCAAUUGCUGCUGUAUCGUCUGAUGGUAGCGAUUCAUGUGAGGACAACAGCUUUGUAUCUGACAGACAGAAUGAUGCAUUGACUCAACAGCAUGCUGAUUACAUGAAAGUUGACGUGCCCGAAACGAAUGAAGUCACCACACAUGGACUCACCUUACAGGCAUCACCACAACCAGACGAGUAUCAGUUAAAAUCUACAACACCUGGUAGAAGAAAGAGGAAAAAGUUGAUAUCAAAUAGUAGUGUUGAUGAUAAAGACAGGGUGUUUGACGAUGAUGACUUUAUGAUGUCGGUUGAGUCACAGGACACAAAGAAACGAAAAGCAAAUCAACAUACUGUAGUGAUGCCUUCAAUUGAGCAACAAUCUACUCACAGUGGGUUGGCAUACGACAGCACGAUGGUGGAGGUUGUUGAUGUAGCUGACGUUGGACGGAAGAAACAGUCAAGCAAGAAGUUAAAGAACCAGACAGUUCCUAAGAAAAUGACAAAGAAAACUAAACGUCAACGUGGAUUUGAAGAUGAAGUACAAAUGGCUCGAGAAGCUGGUGUUGUAUCCAAGCAAAAUCUUCGACAAACGAGAGUAAAGAAAGUUGGUGUUCAUUAUUAUUCAAAGGUGAACGUGAAGAACAGAAAGAGAAGGAUGGAUGUCACGAACUAAAGUUACUUUGUCUGUUGUUGCUAUUAAUUAAUUAAUGUGAUUUAAAUAUAUGUGGUAAUCCGGGCA
Messenger RNA from Corticium candelabrum, 2685 nucleotides. RefSeq lists its product as uncharacterized. The transcript has 21 exons. NCBI's taxonomy places the organism in Eukaryota, Metazoa, Porifera, Homoscleromorpha, Homosclerophorida, Plakinidae. Gene Ontology annotation, molecular function: GTP binding. The record is from RefSeq and is a predicted model, not a curated record. Gene Ontology annotation, cellular component: nucleolus. The coding region runs from base 10 to 2619 and encodes 869 amino acids.